Messenger RNA from Eurypyga helias (sunbittern), 613 nucleotides. Its product is annotated as mesoderm induction early response protein 2-like. The transcript is spliced from 2 exons. Lineage: Eukaryota; Metazoa; Chordata; Aves; Eurypygiformes; Eurypygidae. The annotation marks the transcript as partial. The record is from RefSeq and is a predicted model, not a curated record.
GGAUUACACGGACAAUGACUUGGAUGGAGGUGAAGUGGAAAACGCCAGCCGCUCCCAGAGCUCCCCACCGAUUCCCUCCGCCGGGACCUGCCUGGGCACCCACUUCGGCCAAGACCAGCUGGCGAUGGAGAGCACAGAGCCCCUCAGCGUGGAGAGCACGGCCUGCAGCCUGGGCAGCAUGAGCGAGUCGGGGCAGGGCUACGAGUGCAGCACCCCCUCGGAGACGAAUUGCUCCUUCGACCCCGCGGAGGAGACCCCCUCGGGCACCGUCUCGGCUUCCUGCCCGCGACACCCUGUCACCCCCUCGGAGUCGGGGCUCUUCGCUUUGCCGCCGGCAGGAGCAGGACUCGCGGAGAAGCAGGAGAUGUUACAGAGCUCCGGUGAGACGAUAACCAUGGACUUCACGCUCCCCGCAGACAUUAACGAGGGUUUGCCUUUAAUCGCUGACCCCAUGGAUUUGGACAGAGACCCAGAGGCAGUGGUGGCCCCUGCGCAAGUGUCCUUAUCGGUCACAGAUUUUGGCCUCAUCGGCAUCGGGGAUGUAAAUAGUUUCCUGACGGCUCACCAGGCCGGUCCCGCUCCCGUGGCUCGGUCGGAGCCGCUCUCGCAGUGA